This is a messenger RNA of Loa loa (African eye worm), 1596 nucleotides long. Its product is annotated as CMGC/CK2 protein kinase. Gene Ontology annotation, cellular component: protein kinase CK2 complex; cytosol; nucleus. Gene Ontology annotation, molecular function: protein serine/threonine kinase activity; ATP binding. The transcript has 9 exons. The record is from RefSeq and is a predicted model, not a curated record. NCBI's taxonomy places the organism in Eukaryota, Metazoa, Nematoda, Chromadorea, Rhabditida, Onchocercidae. Gene Ontology annotation, biological process: protein phosphorylation. The coding region runs from base 74 to 1243 and encodes 389 amino acids.
GAAAUAUCGUAUCCAAAGUAGUUUUUGGAGUGGGGUUGUCACGUGUGUGUGUGUCUUUCUGGAUGAAGUGUGGAUGGAUGUAAGUGCGGAGGAGGAGCAACCCGGGAGGAGUAUGCCAAUACCGAGCCGUGCUAGUGUUUACGCCGAGGUCAAUCAGCAGAAACCUCGUGAAUAUUGGGACUACGAAUGUCAUAUGAUAGAAUGGGGUAAUAUCGAUGAUUACCAGUUAAUCAGAAAAUUAGGACGUGGCAAGUAUAGUGAAGUUUUCGAAGGUGUCAGGUCAUCGUUAGAUGAAAAAUGUGUUAUCAAAAUUCUUAAGCCUGUCAAAAAAAAGAAGAUAAAGCGUGAAAUCAAGAUCUUGGAGAAUUUAAGAGGAGGAACAAAUAUCAUCACACUGCUAGAUGUCGUGAAAGAUCCUAUUUCUAGAACACCAGCACUUGUUUUCGAAUAUGUCAAUAAUACUGACUUCAAGCAGCUUUAUCAGACUCUAACUGAUUACGAUAUCCGCUAUUAUUUGUACGAAUUGUUGAAAGCCCUUGACUACUGUCACUCACAGGGCAUUAUGCACCGUGAUGUCAAGCCACACAAUGUUAUGAUCGAUCAUGAAAAACGAACAUUAAGACUUAUCGAUUGGGGAUUGGCUGAGUUUUACCAUCCGCGUCAAGAAUAUAAUGUGCGUGUUGCAUCACGAUAUUUCAAAGGUCCUGAACUCCUAGUUGAUUAUCAGUGUUAUGAUUAUUCACUGGAUAUGUGGAGUUUAGGCUGCAUGCUUGCAAGUAUGAUUUUUAGGAAAGAGCCGUUCUUUCACGGUCAUGAUAACUAUGAUCAGCUAGUGCGAAUUGCAAAGGUUUUGGGCACUGAAGAAUUAUUUGAAUACAUAGACAAAUAUCAGAUUGAUUUAGAUCCCAGAUUUAAUGAUAUUCUCGGACGGCAUUCCAAGAAACGCUGGGAGCGUUUUGUUCAUAGUGAAAAUCAGCAUCUAGUUUCUGCGGAAGCAGUAGAUUUUCUGGAUAAAUUGCUUCGUUAUGAUCAUCAGGAACGACUCACUGCAAAAGAAGCUAUGCAGCAUCCAUAUUUCUAUCCUGUUGUUGAAAAUGAGCAGCGCAACAAGCAAGAUCUUACUACAUCCGUUAUUAACUCUGGAACACCCGGAAGUUUGAAUGCACCAUUGGGAACUCCACUUUUGAACAACAGUGGAACAGUACCUUCACCUCCUGCUGUCACGCAGUCGGCACAGUCUUGACCGAUGAAAAUGAACUCAUGAGUGUUACCAUACGGUGACAAUGUGCAAAAGCAUCAUUACCUUUUGUCACUUCUGAAAAUGCAUUCUGAUAACCUAUUUCAUUUGAACAAUUCGGCGGCUCUGACCGUAUAAGUGAAAGGGAAUAUCCUCUGCUUAUUUCUCGUCGAUUGAUUUAUCUUCAACAUAUGUUAUACUCGGUUUUUUGCUCAGCGAAGGAUGUGUAUAAAAAAUCGUGCUGUUAAAAGAGUUUUCAUUGAUGUUCUUUCCCCUUAUGAUUUCUUCCGUCAAAUGCACAUGGAUUUCAUUCGUUGAACUGUAUGGAUAGUUUAUUUUAAAAUGAAAAUGUUUCCUGA